UAUGCAUCCUGUGCGAUAGACGGGGAAGAGGGGCUUUGGUAAGUCGUCAACUGUGGGUUUGGGGCUUUUUAAAGGAGUAUAUCGUUGCAAAGCAAUGCCGUUCUUUCCUCUGUUACUUGUUUUGGCGGGUCUGACUCUGUUCCUUUCGCGACGUCGGUACAAGGCCAUCGAAGCCGCGAGUGGUGGGAGUCCUCGAAGUCCUCAUGUCGUUGUCAAGGGCCACACGUACUCCGAUAGUGUAGAGGGGAUCGAGCUGCGACCGCUACCGAGUACGAAGAUCGAGAACGUGCGUAGUGCAUGUAUCAUUGGGGCGGGCCAUGUGGGAGCAUUGACUGCCAUCAUCCUGGCGUCGCAGAACCCUCACGUCCAAUUCUGUGUGGUCGAUCGAGAUGCGAGUCUCAUUGAGGCUUGGAAAUCGGAUCGUCCUCCUAUCCCUGAGCCGGGGCUAGAGGAUUUGCUCUUCGAUGACCCUCCCGGGUUUGCGAUGGAGGCAUCCAGCCUCCCGGAAGAAGCGAAGGUGAAUGAUUUGAGCCAAAACAAUGAUGCUGAGAGAACGCAACGACAAAGGAAGUUGGCCAACCUCGCCUUUUCCACCAAUAUCCAUGCGGGAGUGGUUUCCGCAGAUCUAGUCUUUCUUUGUGUAGAAUGUUCUCCAGAUGCAUCGUCGGAGACCAAAGAAGGAAUCAACCUCGCGCCGCUUGAGGCCGCAAUCCAAGCGAUCGCCCAAGUAUCGACCGGGCACAAGAUCAUCGUGCAGAGAAGCACAGCGCCGUGUGGCAUCGUCCAGCGCAUAAAAAAAGCUCUACGCAAAACCGCAUCCCCAACAGCCACCUUCGACGUCCUGUCGAACCCGGACUUUCUGAUCCCCGGCACGGCCAUCCGCGACCUGCUCUACCCGCCUCGCGUGCUGAUCGGCCACAUCUUCUCCGAGGACAUGUCCGUCGAGGCCAUCACCGCGCUAAAGCGCCUCUACCUGCCCUGGGUCCCCGAGGACCGCCUGAUCACCAUGGACGCCUGGUCCGCGGAGCUGGGCAAGCUCGCGGCCAACGCCUGCCUCGCGCAGCAGAUCAGCAACGUCCAGUCCCUGAGCGCGAUCUGCGAGUCCACCAACGCCAACAUCGCCCAUAUCACCCAGACACUGGGGCUGCCACCGCGCGUAGGGCUGGGGUUUGGGGGCGGUACAAACUUCCACGCGGAGAUCCUGUGCUUGAUCUAUCUUGCAAGGGAGCUGGGCUUGCACCCCGUCGCUGAGUAUUGGAGGGCGGUGCUCCAGAUGAACGAGUUCUACCACAGCCGCACCGCGAAGCGGGUCACGGAGCGGUUCACGGGGGAGCUGAAGGACCACCGGGUGGCGAUCUUGGGUUUCGCGGGGGGGAAGACUUGCGCGAUUCGGGAUCAGUCGUCUACGGCGGUAGGAUUGGCGCGCGACUUGAUGAGCAUCGGGGUGCAAGUGACGGUCUUCGAUCCUCGGAUCCCGGGGGAUCAGCUGCGGAGUGCGCUACGUCUCGCGGACGCAUCCCUGGAAGCAGUCGCAAUCGCUGACUCGGUCGAUGCGGCUUGCCAGGGUUGCAGUGGGCUGAUACUGCUUAUGGAAUAUGAUGAGUUCAGCCAUGAGCAGGUGCGGUGGCAGGGCAUUGCUGGGCAGAUGCAGGGUCCGAAGGUGUUUCUGGAUCUCUGUGGAGUGCUUGAUCGGUUCAAGAUGCAGCAGUGGGGGUUUGAUAUGCUCCAUCUUGGGGUGAGGCAGAAGGACGCUCAUUGA
Molecule: messenger RNA, 1759 nt
Organism: Aspergillus aculeatinus CBS 121060
Lineage: Eukaryota; Fungi; Ascomycota; Eurotiomycetes; Eurotiales; Aspergillaceae
Gene: ugd2
Product: putative UDP-glucose dehydrogenase Ugd1
Exons: 4
Coding region: 95-1759 (554 amino acids)
Biological process (GO): glycosaminoglycan biosynthetic process; polysaccharide biosynthetic process
Cellular component (GO): cytosol; nucleus
Molecular function (GO): UDP-glucose 6-dehydrogenase activity; NAD binding
Source: RefSeq, a predicted model, not a curated record